CUGGGCUGUGUGGCGGGAGGGAGUGUUAGCAUGUGGUGGGGUGUGUGCGCGACUCGGCGGCAGUACUCAAGGGGAACUUAAUAAUACUCACCGCCCACACUGUCUACUGCCCUCACUAGUAGGUCUUCCCCGCCGCCUCGCUCCCUCAAGUGACGGAUCACCACGAUGCUGUCUGGUGGUGCCGGGGGCCGCUCCAGGGACCUCACGCAGUGUUUAUAUACGAUGUGUUGACAGGAAACUGAGGCAAGGAUAUGAGAACAAACAUUGAUUUUAUUAGAUGACGAAAUGUAGUGCCUGAGUGAGGACUGUUGACCUCAAACUAAUAAUGACUUGAAGGAACACGAGAUAAGGAAGUAGGUGUUAGGAAAAAAACAGACAUAUGAAAAUAACAGUGAAGAAAAGUGAGACAGUGAUAAAGAUGAGGAGGUGAGAGAAGGCGGUAACAGAGGAUGAUGAAGGAGGUGAGGCAGUAAACUAGUGGUAAAGAUGAUGAAGGAGGUGAAGCAAUAACACAGUGAGAAUGAUGAUAAAGUGAGGAAGGGAGAAACACAGUGACCGAGAAACACAAAGCAGCCGAGGCACUCAGCGUCUCCACGUACCAGGAUGCAACACAGCGAGAUAUUCUUCCCGGUGGACAAGGCGAAGGACUUCGCCCGGAGGUAUGGCUCCCUGGACGAGCCCGGCGUCCACCCACUGGUCCACAAGAUCAUCGAGGAGGAGGACGAGUUCCUACCCUACUCCUCCCCCUCCAGCUCCCCUAGGUUCACUCGCCGAGGCAACAGGAGGGAACUCAAGAAAUUCCGGGAGUCGACAUGUCGCAGGACGCCUCUAAGGGGCCCCGGGUCCUGGUCACCUGAGAUGACCCGACCAGUCUUCCUCCGCUCUACAU
Messenger RNA from Homarus americanus (American lobster), 889 nucleotides. RefSeq lists its product as uncharacterized. Lineage: Eukaryota; Metazoa; Arthropoda; Malacostraca; Decapoda; Nephropidae. The record is from RefSeq and is a predicted model, not a curated record.